Molecule: messenger RNA, 600 nt
Organism: Plenodomus lingam JN3
Lineage: Eukaryota; Fungi; Ascomycota; Dothideomycetes; Pleosporales; Leptosphaeriaceae
Biological process (GO): tRNA splicing, via endonucleolytic cleavage and ligation; tRNA-type intron splice site recognition and cleavage
Cellular component (GO): tRNA-intron endonuclease complex
Molecular function (GO): tRNA-intron lyase activity; nucleic acid binding
Source: RefSeq, a predicted model, not a curated record
AUGACGUCUCUGGCCACAACCAUCAACAUGAAACCACUCGUCACUCCGGCGCCGAUGCAAACUUUUGUGGCAGACGAGGCCGCAGCGUUCGCGGGCAGUUCGCACCUGCCGAAUCAGACAUCGCUCGCCCGUCAGAUCCUGCACAACCUCCAGUUCCAGCAUGACUGGUCCGAUCUCGAGCUGCACACGCAAUCCCCCGUCACCAAUGCGCCCCUACCCCGCCCUCUGCUUUCUGGCUUGCCACCCCACCGUCUCUACGUCCACCCCGACGAGCAGGUCGAGCUGUUGAAGAAGGCAGACCGUGAGCGCAAGGCACGCGCGGCCGGGGAGCUGGCUGGCCUGGACGUCAACGCAGCGCCUGAGCGUGAAUGGAUCCUGCCCACCAGACUCAAUGAGAAGUGGACGUUGCGCCGGUUGGCGGCUGUCUUUGAUGGCAUCAGCAUGGUCCCGCCUCCAGCACGCUCGUCUGGCACAGAGCAGAACACCGCCUCGAACCCCUUUAGAACGACGAAGCGAGUGCUGUUGGGCACAGUAGACACGGACAGCACGGUUGUCUACUACAUUAUACACGACGGCGUGGUCAAGCCCCGCCAAAACUGA